Molecule: messenger RNA, 1772 nt
Organism: Thrips palmi
Lineage: Eukaryota; Metazoa; Arthropoda; Insecta; Thysanoptera; Thripidae
Product: E3 ubiquitin-protein ligase TRIM32-like
Exons: 8
Coding region: 237-1367 (376 amino acids)
Biological process (GO): protein ubiquitination
Molecular function (GO): ubiquitin protein ligase activity
Source: RefSeq, a predicted model, not a curated record
CAGACUCUCUCUCUCUCUUUCUUCUACCUGCAUGACUCUGUCGACUUCUGAGAACUUUAAAAGUGUGCUUUCAUCACCCACCACAGUAGAACGGUCAUGAAAUGAAGAGUUCUGUUGAUUAUUCACCUGAGAGGCCAUGCCCAACGACCUGAGAGGGGAAAGAUUGUUUAGACCCGGAAUCAAAGCGAAAAUCACCAGAUUAUUACAGAAAAUAUCUUCUUGCCUUCACCCGUGCCAUGGAGUGCCAAGUUUGCCUGGUGAAGUUCAACGCAGUGGAGCGUCGUCCGAAGGUGCUUCCAUGCGGUCACACGUUCUGCUUGCAUUGCUUGAAGGCAUUGCCAGAACAAAGUUGUCCGACGGACAGGAAGGAUUUUACUGAGCACCCGGACAACUUAGUGGACAACUUUCAUCUUUUAAACGUGUCUGAAAAGCUGCAACCGUCACUGUGGUGCUGCUCCUGCCAGAAGGAAGCCACGAGCAAGGAGUGCCUGGAUUGGCAUUCCCUGUGCAGCGUCAAGAAGGCGCGCACCCAGAAGGCGACCCCGCUGCUCGAUGCCCUGAAGGCUGCUUUGGAGGCAGCGUCACGCCGAAAGGAGACCAUGGCCAAGGUGCGUGAGCUUGUGCUGGAGCACAGCUCCCGUGCGGAGCAAGCGCACUCGAAGCUCCUGAAAGCGCAAGCCACCCUGCAGAGUGCCGUUGAUUCUGAACAUGAAGACCUGGCCAGGGCGAUGGCUAGCGUCGAGCAGGCUCUCGCUGAACCGGCGGCAGUCAAAGCAAGGCCCCUUGGCGAAGACGGUGGCAUCUUCAGAGUGAACGUGACUUUGACGCAGAGCCACAAGACAUGGAGUGCGGGUCUUACCCUGAAGGAUAACACGGUGGACCAAGUUUUUCAAGGCCUUGAAAUUCUGACGGAAGGUCAGCUUACGUGGCGGGCGUUUGACCCCUCAUUCAAUCACUGCCGAACGUCGUCGUCGUCAAAGCCUCACUCCUCUCCUAAGAAUAAGACGGCCACUGCUGGCCCCAAAUUCACUUUCGGCGCAGCCAUUUCAUCUGCGUCGGGUACAGCACUAUUUGGUUCAAAGCCAACAGGCCUGUUUGGUGAUCCUUCUUCAGCGUCCGGCACAGCACCCACCGUCUCAUUUGGUGUAAAUUCAACAAGACCAUUGGAGACUCCAUCGUCUGAAUCCUCUUCAUCUUCAGGCGGGGCAGCGGCAACCGGAAUCUCUGCUCCUGUCGCAUCACCAGUUGUUUUUGGUGCUCCUGUUACAACGAAGUCAGUACCAACCUUCGGACUCGGCGGCAUCAGCCCCAUAGCCCGUAUAGGUAACGGAAGUUUGUUUGGCGUCUCUUCACCAAAGAAGGAGUAAGGCCUUUGCCUACCGCAACGGGUCUCCUAUCGUUGGAGCAUCGUCUUAAACUACGUCCCGCGGCCAUUUCCGGAACUUCUGUGAAAUCAAUGCCCACUUCGUAGACUGCGCACUGAUCCGGCACUGACUGAACUUCCUCGGACUUCGCUGCGCCCUGUCGUCUUGAAAUCACUCUCUAGUUUGGAAGGACUCCUGUAUCUGUGUCCUGUGUCAUGAUCAUAUGUGACAUUUUUCGGGUAUCGAGCAGGAUAUCUUAAUUCAUUGUGCUUUCCAGCAUUACGGUGGAAACCAUUGAUGCAUCAUUUUGUAUUUGUAUCGUAUGUUAUUAAAAUUUUCUAUUUAGUUUUGUAGUGUAAAAUUUCAUUCUGAAAGUUCAAUAAAAAGCGUUUUGUCUGGAAAAAAGGA